Closterium sp. Yama58-4 is the source of this 1095-nucleotide messenger RNA. The record is from the annotation of a GenBank genome assembly. Lineage: Eukaryota; Viridiplantae; Streptophyta; Zygnematophyceae; Desmidiales; Closteriaceae.
AUGGACGAGGCGAUUCUGGCUCUCCAGCCGCUAGUUCGAUUGGGGAUGCAGCAACAGCAGCAGCAGCAGCAUCAGCAGCAGCAACUCGCACAGACGCAAGCGGCGCAAGCAGCACAGGCGCAGGUGCAAGCAGCGCAGGCGCAGGCGCUUCUGCCUGCGCUGCUCCAGCAAUACGCCAACCUCCCGUCGUUCGCCCGCAAUUUUCGUCAGCAAGAUGGCACCGUCGCCGCCGCGGCCGCCGGGUUACACGGAGCCAGACUCGAUAACACCGCAGCACGCGGCGCGCUCGGCUCGUCGGCCGCGGCGGCGCUUCAGCAAGCCGUUCUCCGCGAUAUCGCACGCGCAACCGGCGCCGCCGGUAUCGGCGCUCCCGCCGGCGUCGGCGGUGCUGUCGGCGCGUCUGCGGGUCUCGCGCUCUCCCCGAAGCGCGGCUCGAUCGGUCGGGACAUUGAAAAGCGCGGCGCGUCGGCAGCGGGGCCAGCGGAUGCGGCGGACGCGGCGGAGUUGAAGCUGAGUGUCGGCGUGCCGUCGGUUGACGGGUCGCCCGGGGGAGAGCAAUGCCGCGGCGACGAUUUCAAUCAUCGCAAUCGUGCGACGCUGCAGGACGACGCGAACCACGACCACGCCCGGCGUCGCACGCGCGACAAUCAGCACACCGCCGGCGACAGCUCGGGCGACAGCAACGUCGAGACCUGCCCGGGGCAGCAGCGGGGCGCGGGGGAAGCUGGGGAUGGCAGCCCCGCGGGGAACUGUAGUCCGGGGGGGCGCGGGGGAAGCAGCGGCGGAACAGGCGGAGCGGGUAGGGCGGGGAUGAAGCGCAGCGCAGGCGCGCUGGGGUCGGGGCUGGAUCUUGACGGUCUGGGCGGGGACGCGGCGCGCUCCGUGCGUCCGCGCACAGUGGCGGAGCGGAAGAGGCGGAACAAUAUCAGCCACCGGCUGGAGCAGCUGAAGGCGGCGAUUCCGCUGUGCAAUCCGCGCAUCACCACGGAGACGCUGCUGUGCGAGACGCUGACGUACAUUGACGCGCUAAAGGCCAAAAUCCGCAACUUGCAGGCCGAGAAGGCCAACCUGCUCGAGCACGUGCUGACCCUGUAA